Molecule: messenger RNA, 636 nt
Organism: Macrosiphum euphorbiae (potato aphid)
Lineage: Eukaryota; Metazoa; Arthropoda; Insecta; Hemiptera; Aphididae
Source: the annotation of a GenBank genome assembly
AUGGUAAAAAACUAUCGUGUCGUUGUAUUUGGCGUGAAAGGCGUUGGUAAGACAGCAAUAUUGGAACAAGCUAUUUAUGGACAUUUUAGUAAAAAUUAUAAACUGUGGCCUACCAUCGAAGAUAUAUACCAGGCUUCUAUAACUAUAGAUAUUAGCAAAGGGGUACGUGAACAAGUUCGUUUUUAUGAUACUGCUGGUUUGGAUUUGACACAGUUACCUGAGGUUGGAUUGUAUUCAAAUCCAGAUCCUUCGCUUAUGUUGUCUUUUGGUCAAAUAGCUAAGCAGUAUGCGUCCAUUGCAGAUGCCUUUAUACUAGUAUAUGAUACAAGUCGGCCAGAAACAUUUGAUUGCUUGGUCACAUUAAAAAAAGAAAUUGAUAAGAAUAAGGAAAAAAAAGAUGCUUUUUAUGUCAUUAUUGGCCAUAGAAUGCGAGAAAUGGAUAUCAAAGCCCCAACUUUAGAGUGUCCUACAAGUCGAGCUUCCCAUUGGUCUAUUAGAGAAAAAAUGAAACAUUUUGAAGUUAAUGCUUUGGACCGGACAAGUUUAUUUGACCCAUUUAUUUAUAUUGCAACAAAAUUUAAUACUGUACAACCAAAGAGCAGUUUUCCUCUAGUACGAAAAGGUACUCAACAUUGA